GCCCAAAUUUGGGGGGUUUAGGUUUAAGUUAAAUGGUUGACCAAAACUUUGGGUCAAAACUUAUUGGUCAAAACAUUGGGUUUAUGCUUACUGGUCCUAAACCCCGAAGCGCGCAAAAGAGUCACAAUGCUGAACAACACUCUGUUAACGCUCCUUGCUAGAAGAGCAUCAACAGGAGUAAAUCAAAACCCAAUUUUACUUCAGCGAUGCUUCUGUUCACCACCGUCUUCUUCUUCUUCAAACAAUAAGCUCUUCGUCGGAGGCUUGUCAUGGUCCUUGGACGAGAAGUCCCUGAAAGACGCUUUCUCUUCCUAUGGGGAGGUCACUGAAGUGACCAUAGUGUAUGACAAGGACUCAGGCAGGUCUAGAGGAUUUGGAUUUGUAAAUUUCUCCAAGGAAGAUGAUGCCAAGUCUGCAAAAGAUGCUAUGGAUGGAAAGGCGUUGAUGGGUCGGCCACUGAGGAUUAGUUUUGCUCUCGAAAGAGUUCGGGGAGGGACUGUAGUUGUUCCUCGCCUUCCAGGCAUUGGAGAUGGUGUUAAUCGCUCAUAGCUGAGAUCAUAUGGGCAAAAACUUCCAGUUUCUGUCUUGCGGCUAGAGUAGGACAACGAACACUAGAGAGCGAAGAUCUCAGCGAAAACAAGCAAGAACAAAGAGAUAUCCGCAGUAGGAUUAAAGCAGGAACAAGUCUAUUUGAGUUAUAGGGCUGAGUAUCCCAAAGAAGCUCUAUAUUUUCUGUUAAAAAUGACCAAAGACCCCUACAAAGACUCAACAAAGCUAAUAUAUACUAUGUUACAGCAACCCUAAUAAAAGCAUAAAUAGAUGAAAGCAGCUGGAGCCUAAAACUAGACCCAACAGAACAAUUAAUAAAAACAGCAGGAAUCUAGAAAGACUUAAAAGAACAAUAAAUGAUAAUUUAAUUUCGGAGUCUUUUGGAUUCUCCUGCAGGGAUGAAAUCUGCUGUCCCCAAAAAUAUAAGCAUCUCUCUCAG
This is a messenger RNA of Rosa rugosa (rugosa rose), 988 nucleotides long. Its product is annotated as glycine-rich RNA-binding protein 4, mitochondrial-like. The record is from RefSeq and is a predicted model, not a curated record. The transcript is spliced from 5 exons. Lineage: Eukaryota; Viridiplantae; Streptophyta; Magnoliopsida; Rosales; Rosaceae. Gene Ontology annotation, molecular function: RNA binding. The coding region runs from base 127 to 549 and encodes 140 amino acids.